UCUGACAAACAAUCAAAACCGAAACCGUCGAAUGGCGGCACGUAGAGUUGUGAAUCGAGGGUUUGCUGCGGCGUCUCUUUUUUUGUAGCUCAAGGAGAUGUUAACGACCGCUGCUUCACGUAACCUCGAAUUCACCAGCGUCACUUAACGAUAUUUGCGUUAUUCGAAGGACGGCGAAUCAAUUCCGGUAUGGAGGGCGACCCGGAAUCGUCGAAGUGGAAACCAGCGCUCACUCGGCUGAUGGCCAUCCUGAAGAGCGUUCAAGCUCAGGUCGACGCAGAGCGGCGAUCGGUGGACACUAUGAACGAGUUUUACCGACAGUUCAACUCGGUAGCCGUCACCACCGAAGAAACAAAAGAAAAUCAAGCUAGCACCCCUCAAAUGGACGUAACGCAAGCUAAGCAAAAACUGGGAGACUUUCUGGAGAAAGCUGACACGGUGCUAGCCAAAGCGAGAAGUCUGAGGCACACAGACAGUGGAGAUGGCUCCAGUAAAAAUGAAAGGCAUUCGACAAAAAUCAGAAACCCCUCCACCGUGGUUACAAAGAAAAUUGAUGACCGCCAGCCUGAUAAGCCCCAAGUUGUCACAAGGACGACUGUGCCAAAACAGGGGGCACGUUCGCGCAGUCGUUCGGUGGUGACGGUGAGGAAGGUGGCCAUCGUCAGGGACCAGCCACGCUCUACCUCCCAGUCGCGAAACCAGAAGCAGCGCCGACAGCCGAGUCCGUCAAAGAAAAGCGAUAAAAUCGCUUACAAAGAAAUGCUGAGCUCUCCGGAGGUUCAAGCGCAGCUGCGCGAGUUCUCCACUCUAGUCGACGAAGCGCGGAAGUGCGCUGCGAAGGACACCGACUGCCCCGAGCGACUGCAGUUCCUGGCCUUGUAUGACUCAGAGGAGACUGCUGCUGAUGGCGAAUCGAGCAAAAGUGAAAUAUCGUCGGUGCUGACAUCACCAACUUUUCCAUCGCGGGAGGAGCUGCGAAGGGAGUUUCGUGCCUACAUCGACAGUAAAUGCGCUUCCUUGGACAAGUUCGUUCUGGACUUGUGUGCCGAAAGUAUUGUGCCACUUCUGGAGAGCACGCCAUGCCCGGACCAGGAAUACGCUGCGGUCGUGCAGACUUUUUACGGGAUCAUCUGCAACAAGGGACGUCGUUUUCCAGCGUUCGUUGACUGCGAAUAGUGACGAGGGCUUUUGCCUUUGUUGCCCCUACCUUCGAAAUGCUCAACCAUCUGUAUUAGGCAUUUUUCGAUGCAUUUUUAUGCAUUUUUGAUGACCGUAUUUAUUUAUACUUGUACCUCAUUUUAUACCAGAGCUGUGAAAAUAAACCGAAUUGCUCAAUUCCCUCUCGGUUUAUUUUAAUAUCAGGGUUCCCAAACGAACGGCCU
Rhipicephalus sanguineus (brown dog tick) is the source of this 1382-nucleotide messenger RNA. RefSeq lists its product as uncharacterized. The record is from RefSeq and is a predicted model, not a curated record. The coding region runs from base 190 to 1176 and encodes 328 amino acids. Lineage: Eukaryota; Metazoa; Arthropoda; Arachnida; Ixodida; Ixodidae. The transcript is spliced from 10 exons.